This is a messenger RNA of Empidonax traillii (willow flycatcher), 976 nucleotides long. RefSeq names its product FAST kinase domain-containing protein 4-like. The transcript has 6 exons. The annotation marks the transcript as partial. Lineage: Eukaryota; Metazoa; Chordata; Aves; Passeriformes; Tyrannidae. The record is from RefSeq and is a predicted model, not a curated record.
CUGGAGCUGCGCUGGACGGAGCUGGAGGGGACACGGACCGUGGUGACGCUCAUGGCCAAGGUGGGACACCUGGCACCCGCCCUCAUGGAGCGUCUGGAGGACAAGGCCCUGGAGCUGGCAGAGCAGCUGGAUGCAGACGAGAUCCGCCGCAUGGCCGUGGCACUGGCGCUGCAGCAGCGCCGCUGUGUGCCCCUGCUGCGGGCCCUGUCCUACCACCUGCUGCAGAAACCCCCAGAGCUGGGGCUGCCCGUGCUCACCGACCUGCUCUUCGCCUACAGUAAGCUGAACUUCCAGCAGCCCCAGGUGCUGCACAGGCUGUCCCUGGAGCUGCAGCCCCACCUGGGGGCUCUGACAUCCGCGCAGGUGUCGCGCUGUGCCCGCUCCUUCGCUGCCCUGCGCUGGCUCAGCCGCCCCCUCGCCGAGGGCAUCGCACAGGUGCAGCCCAGUCAAAUUCGGUCCCUGCCCCACCCAUGGCUGGGACCGGCCACCGGCUGCCACAGCAAUCUCCGUGCCUACGAGCCCCAGGUCCCCUCCCCUGUCCCCGCUGUCCCCACAGGUGACACGUCCCCGCGGGCGCAGAGCUCGUGGCUGAAGCUCGUGCACAUCAACGCCACGGCCCGGCUGGAGGCCCCGGGGUACCAGGGGCCCUUCCUGCCCCCUGAGGCGCUGGGGGAACACGGGGAUGGGGACAAGGAUAAGGACAAGGACAAGGCCACCCCCCUGCAGCGGGGGCUGCGGGAGGCGCUGCGGGGGGCUCUGGGUGGCCGCGACCUCGGGCGCUACGACGUGCACACGGUGUUCGGGUGGGACAUCGAUGCCGAGGUGGUGCUGGACAGAGACAACAAACCGCUGCCCGUGGGGGACUUCACUGCCCCCCACCUGUCCCACUCCGAGGGGACAAAGCCACUGCCCCCAGGGGCCAAGAGGUGGGCAGGGGACAGGAGGGGACAAAGCCACUGCCACUGGGGACCAGGAG